Raphanus sativus (radish) is the source of this 1252-nucleotide messenger RNA. Its product is annotated as guanylate kinase 3, chloroplastic. The record is from RefSeq and is a predicted model, not a curated record. NCBI's taxonomy places the organism in Eukaryota, Viridiplantae, Streptophyta, Magnoliopsida, Brassicales, Brassicaceae. Gene Ontology annotation, biological process: purine nucleotide metabolic process. The transcript has 2 exons. Gene Ontology annotation, molecular function: GMP kinase activity. The coding region runs from base 126 to 971 and encodes 281 amino acids. Gene Ontology annotation, cellular component: cytosol.
AUAAAGGAGAGACAUUAGAUUGAACGAGUAAAAUAAAAACCCUAAUUGUGCUAAAGAGAAGAAGAAUCGAGAAGAUAAACCCCUAAAAGUUUUCUCCUUUAAUCAAUCAAAUCCAAUCCACACAGAUGUUUCACCGGCUCUGUUCCUCUCUCUCUCGCUCCUCCUCCAUCAUCACCACCUUCCCCAAAUCCAUAAAGUCUCCUCCUUUUCCUUUCCCUCGCUCCCUCCGUCGCGCUGCUCCCACUACUCUCUCCUUCUCCUCCUUCAAAAUGUCCGACAACCAACCACCAAUCCCAUCUCCGACAAAACAAGAAACCCUCCGCUCUCUCGAGUUCCACCUCGGCUCCCCCUUCACACCCGACCCCAUCGUCCCUCCUCCUAAUCAACUCAUCAUCGUCAUCUCCGGGCCAAGCGGAGUCGGCAAAGACGCGGUGAUCAACAAGCUCCGAGAAUCCCGCGAACGCCUCCAUUUCGUCGUCACAGCCACCACCCGACCAAUGCGCCCCGGGGAAGUCGACGGGAAAGACUACUUCUUCGUCACCAGAGAGAGCUUCUUAUCAAUGGCCGAGAACGACGAGCUUCUCGAGUACGCUCUGGUCUACGGAGAGUACAAAGGGAUCCCCAAGAAGCAGAUCCGGGAGUCAAUGUCCGGAGGGGAAGACGUCGUGCUCAGAGUCGACAUUCAGGGAGCUCAGACGCUGAGGAGGAUACUCGGUAACUCAGCUGUGUUUGUUUUCCUCGUGGCGGAGAGCGAGGCCGCGAUGGUUGAGAGGUUGGUCGAUAGGAAGACGGAGAGCCAGGAGGAGUUGCUUGUGAGAGUGGCGACGGCGAGGGAAGAGGUUAGGCAUUUGAAGAGCUUUGAUUACGUCGUGGUGAAUGCCCAAGGGAGGCUUGAUGAGGCGGUGAGGCGCGUGGAAGCUAUUAUCGACGCGGAGAAGUCGAGAGUUCACCAGAGGGUUGUCAGGAUUUGAUGGUGUGUGUGUGUGCGAAGGUAUCGAUUCCCUGUGGCACAUCUCGCUCGUUGUCUUCUGAUACGGUUUCAUCACAGUAACAAUCAAUUUUGGGUAUCUGAAUGCGCAUUUCAUUCUAAGGCAAAUGAAAAUUCUGGUGAAUCCUCUGCUGUGUUUACAAAGGAUUGUUUUUUUUUUUUUGCUUAAUUUAUGGUAUUUUUUACACUUUUUACAUGGAUAGAUUAUGUUAAUGAUAAUCCUCACAAUUUGGUUACAUCAUGUUACUUAAAUGUUCUUGAUCA